CUUCCACUGCAGGGAUCCCUUGCCUACACGUUCAUCCAAAUUAACCGUCUAGCAAAUCUAAUGAAAGCGUCUUCAUGCUGGGGGACUCUGCGGGUGAUCUUUUGGAAACGGGUCAAGGCGCCGUUGCGCACCGUUAUCUGACGUUUCCAGUGCUUGAGUAUGAGAAGAUUUGAACAAUUGGUGCGGAAUACAGAAAUUUACGCUUUAUUUUCUCCAGAGAGAUAAAGUUCUCGAAUGACUGGGAGAGGAAAAGUCAUUUUCAAUGAGGAACGAUCCGCUGUGUUGGUGUGUAAUUGCAGCGCAAUUGAGAGGAUUUCUGUCAAAACCAAUAGGCUACAUUCAUCAGAAUAUUAUCGGGUUACAAAUUAUUCAAUGAUUUAAGAGGGGCAACUUGCCAAGAUUCCUGCCUGGAAUUUCUCGCCCGCGUAAUCUUUUGAGGCUCGUCUCGCGCAGUCCAAAUUGUCUGUUGGCGCCCUUUGUACUGUCAUUUAGCCGUCAAGACGUUUUAUACAAAACAAUAAAGAUUUUGUAACAUAUUUUUGAUGUAUAAUAAUACUAAUAAUAAACAAAGUGAAUCGCAGUAAUUAUAGUUUGUCCAUUUCCUAACUGAACUGAUAUAGUUUCCUUAGCGAACACGUCUUAUUAUUUCGCGCGAAAACGCGCGAGCAGCGUAUUGUUGCUAUUGGUAAGUUCCUAGCGAACAUUCUGUUCGCAGUAGUCUGUUUAGCAGACACUGACUAAAAAAGUGAAAAGUGAUAAAUAUCUAGUCUACUUCUAUCUACUUAUAGUUUGCUGGUGUGCACUGCGAUAACGAGCCUUACGUACUACGCAACGAUCGGCGUACUGUUGCAACCUCAAUGAACACUUACGUUCGAACCUACGUUCGCUUGCGUAGCCUACUCUAGAUUUAACUUGUGUGGUGAAAUGUUCCAAAACGCUUCAACGUACACGCAAAAUAUGAGAUUACCUUAACAUUUCUGUAUUUAUUUGAUUAAAAGGCCUAUAAUUUUGCUGUUAACCUCAUUUAUUUAUAAUAUUCCAAAUAACUUUAUUUUUCUAAAAAAUAUCUAUGUAUCUGUUCAUUUAUUUAUUUAUUCAUUUAGCAAGGCUUUUGUGAAAUUCGAGAUAAAUGCAAGAGAAAAAAAUUGCUGCGGGCAAUUGUGAUUAUUAUUCAUUUGAACAAUUUGCACAGUCAUUUCAGGAGGGGAUUCCACCCCACCAGUGGAUGCGCAGAGGUGCACAAUCUCUCUUGUUUUUCUGAAGGAGUAUUUCUGCUGUGGGUGGUGGUAUUCAGUUCACUUUGCUUUCAGCAGAUGCUGAGUUCAUUCUCCAGUGCAAAUAUGGAGCUGGGUAAAAUGACUGGGGAUGCAGGAUCGGCGCACGCUGAGCUUCACACACAGAAAAACCACUGAACACAUCAUCUGAGUAAAUAGUCAGUUUAUAUAAGUAUUUGAAACGCUGUGAAACCUUUCAUAAUGUGGAUUAUAGUACUGUGGAUAUUUGCCCAAGUUUUGCUUGGUACUUCAGUCGAAGCACAGCAUGUGGACCCUGAAGUAGGCUUAACAGCUCAGGAACAAGUUCUCCUGCUGUACGACAUCAAACUGCAGUGCCUUCAGAACAUCUCAGAACACAACCCUGCUGAUGAGGUCUGUUCUCCUGGAUGGGACGGACUGGUUUGCUGGCCUCAAGGUUCCCCAGGAACCGUCACCAAAGUGCCAUGUCCCGGCUAUGUGUACGACUUCAACCACAAUGGAUUUGCAUACCGUCAGUGCAACUUGAAUGGAUCGUGGGUAUCGGUGGAGAACAGAACUUGGGUCAAUUAUUCAGACUGUCUGCGGUUUAUGGCUCCAGGCAUUGAAAAGGACAAAAGGGACUUUUUCGAGCGGCUGCACAUCAUGUACACAGUCGGCUACGCGGUGUCCUUCAGCUCUCUGCUAGUCGCCAUUUUCAUCAUUGGAUACUUUCGGCGUCUCCACUGCACCAGAAACUACAUCCACAUGCAUCUGUUCGUGUCUUUCAUGCUGCGUGCGGUCAGCAUUUUCGUGAAAGAUAGAGUGGUGUAUGCUAAUGGUCUGCUACAGGAGUACGACACCAUGCUAAUGGACAACAUCAGCACCAUCUCCAUUUCCCCUCUUGACAAGACUCAGUAUUUUGGCUGCAAGAUCACAGUCCUAUUCUUCAUUUAUUUCCUGGCAACCAACUACUACUGGAUCCUAGUGGAGGGACUGUACCUUCACAGUCUCAUUUUUAUGGCGUUCUUCUCCGACUCCAAAUAUCUUUGGGGUUUCACCCUCAUAGGGUGGGGUGUUCCGGCUCUCUUCGUAUCAACCUGGGCUGUCGUCAGGGCAACGGUGGCAGAUGUAAGGUGUUGGGAGUUGAGCGCUGGCAAUAUUAAAUGGAUAUACCAAGUUCCUAUACUGACAGCAAUAGGGCUGAAUUUCAUUCUGUUUGUGAAUAUCGUACGAGUUCUGGCCACUAAGAUCCGAGAAACAAACGCAGGCCGCUACGACACGCGUAAACAGUACAGGAAGCUGGCCAAGUCCACAUUUGUUUUGGUUCUGGUUUUCGGCGUCCACUACAUCAUGUUUGUGGGAAUGCCGCACACAUUCACAGGUCUUGGUUGGGAGCUGCGCAUGUACUUUGAACUCUUCUUCAACUCAUUCCAGGGAUUUUUUGUGUCUAUUAUCUACUGUUUCUGCAAUGGAGAGGUCCAGACUGAAAUCCGUAAGACCUGGCUCCGUUGGACGCUUGCAUUUGACUGGAAGGGUCCUGUAGUUUUGGCGAACUACCGCUACGGGUCGGUCCUGAACAGCAGUGGCGCCAGCGUCCAGUCCCAGCUGACCUCUGUGAGCCGCAGUUCUGCCCUCCUCACCAGCAGGGUGUACCGCUGCGCCGGUCGAACCAGUGUCGGCUCACUCACGCAUGCCUCGCACAUACACACCACCUUGCCCGGGUACGUCUUCAGCAACUCGGACAUUGAGAGCCUUCCGCCUUCGAUUCCGGAAGAAAUCGACGAGGAGGCCAAACACAUCGAUGACAUCACACUCAAAGAAAGCGCUAAAGCCGUUAACGUCAUCACCGUACGACAGGAAGCCCUCAGCGUCUGUUUCGAGGAGAGUGGACAAAGCACAUCCCACGUGGAUUCUGAUGACAUCAUAAAGAGGGACGAAGACGCCCCCCCUACGGAAAUCACCAAAUGCACUGGUGACAUCAUGCUGAAGGAUUCUUUAUCUGUGAGGUACAACAGUUUGGAUCAAGAGGAGGAGGAAGUACUUUAAAAAGCAGACUUCAUUUAACGUUAACAAAUUGCCGUUUGCAACCCCUUUUACUUCUUUCAUGUGACGUAUUUAUGAUUGAAACAGGAUAUUCAAAAAAAAAAAAAACCUUGAUUAUCCUUCGGGAAUUGAUUGGAUUGUCAAAAUCGACUGUACAUACCAAAAAUGGAGCCAGACCUGAAUGUGAGUUUGCAGUGCCUAAACAGUAAUUUGGAUAUUUGUUAACAUCAUCCAAUAGCCCGUGCCACGUAAGUGAGGUAAGCUUAAAAGUAAAGUCGCCUCAGAAAGAAGAGCUAGUUUUGUGGGGGAGGGAAAGUUUUUGUUUUGUUUUUUUAAACGACGUUCUUUGAUUUAUAGUAAGACCAAAUACGUGUAUUAAAGGAUUCGUUUACUUUGAAAUGAAAAAUACCCCAAGAUUUAUUCACCCUCAAACCAUCCUAGGUGUAUAUGACUUUCUUCUUUCUGAUGAACACAAUCGGAGUUAUAUUAAUAAAUAUCCUGACGCAUCCAAGCUUUACGAGUAUGUAAACUUCUGCCAGACCGCCUUCCAUAUUCAACUUACGAAAAAAAGCGUAACUGAUGCAACAUCAGUUACAGAAUACGGAAGGCAGUCUGGCGGAAGCUAGUUAUUUUACUUUAUAAUCUGUUAAAUAUGGAUAUUUUUCUUACACAAACGCAUUAUUUAUGAUGGAUGGAUGCACUUUCUUCAGCUUCAUACUCAUUGGUCCCGUUCACUGCCAUUAUAAAGCUUUGAUGCAUCAGGAUGUUUAUUAAUAUAACUCUGAUUGUGUCCAUCAGAAAGAAGAAAGUCAUAUACACCUAGGUUGGCUUGAGGGUGAGUAAAUCUUGGGGUUUUCAUUUCAAAGUGAACUAAUCCUUUAAGAAGGUAAAUGGGAUCCAUUUUGAUUUAAUGUUUACUUUAAAAUAAUCUCAAUGAAUUGCCGUUUUGCAACCCAUUUUACUUCCGUGAUGUGACAUAUUUACGAUUGAAACAUGAUAUGCUUCAACAACAACAGAAAACCUUUGAUUUUAUCCUUCGGGAAUUGAUUGGAUUGUCAAAAUUGGUUGUACAUACCAAAAAUGGAGCCAGACCUGAAUGCGAGUUUGCUAAGAAUGUGUAUUAAGAAAGUAAAUGGGUCCAUUUAGAUUUCAUGUUUACUUGAAAAAAAUGAUCGCAAGCCAGUCAAACACAGAGGCUAUACGUGUUGUGUAAUGCAUGAAAAUACAGUUUGGUUGGGAUAAAUAGUUUUCACUUAUUUUUAGGCCUUCCGUUCAAAGCCCAGUUUGCGAGAAAGACUUGUGGAAUUCUCCUUCUGCUUGCAUUUUGUUUGUAAAAUUGUUCGCCAAACCAUUUGUGCGUAAGUUGGUUUUACCAAUAAAUUUUGACAUAUUUGUUAUGCUUGUGUUUCAUAGGGUGACCAUAUGUGCCAUUUUCCCAGGACGCGUCCUGUCCAGGAUUUCUAAAUUGCCUAAAAUGGCUUGAGCCCUUGCCUCUUUAAUCGUGAAAGUGGUCAUAUCGAUGUGCCCCCGGAACGCGAUUUAGGAACGCGAUUUCUAUACGGAGGCAAGCCACUGUUCUUAUUGACAGUCUUCAUGCAAUGCAUUAAAAUGUUGUCGUAUUUGCAAUGCUUUGACCGUUCUCUGUAGAUCCAGCCUUCUCGCAAGCCACGAUUGGUCGAUUAUGUAUAAUGCACGCUAUUGGUCAAAUUAUUUUUCAGUCAUUACCUUCCGCAAAUAUGAAAACAAAACCAAAACUGGGACAUUUUAUGCAACUUAGAAAUCCUGGACAAGACGAGGAGAAAAUGGCACAUGGUCACCCUAAAAUGGAAAAUGGUCACCCUAGUGUUUCAUGAAUGCGACCAAGGUUCAGAGUUCUGCUUUGCGGUGUAAGUAUUUGAUUAUGCUUUUAGCAAGACAGUCAGUUGGUCGCUGCUUGGCAUGAAUGUUUUAUUGUACAAAUUUUGUAUCAAGCUAUUUUUUUACUGUGUUUUACAAGUAAAUGUUUUUCUUAAAUUGUUUUAAAUGUAUUGACAUUUCACGCAAAGGUGUAAUAAACGCAAUGAAUCAUA
Messenger RNA from Ctenopharyngodon idella (grass carp), 5344 nucleotides. It is a transcript of the gene pth2rb, whose product is annotated as parathyroid hormone 2 receptor b. NCBI's taxonomy places the organism in Eukaryota, Metazoa, Chordata, Actinopteri, Cypriniformes, Xenocyprididae. Gene Ontology annotation, molecular function: peptide hormone binding; G protein-coupled peptide receptor activity; parathyroid hormone receptor activity. The transcript has 13 exons. The coding region runs from base 1476 to 3278 and encodes 600 amino acids. The record is from RefSeq and is a predicted model, not a curated record. Gene Ontology annotation, biological process: cell surface receptor signaling pathway; adenylate cyclase-modulating G protein-coupled receptor signaling pathway. Gene Ontology annotation, cellular component: plasma membrane.